AUGAGGCCCAAAGACCAGCUACCUGCAACGGAACAAUCAGCAGUGGUCUACAGCAUACCUUGCCAAGAUUGCGGUGCAAGGUAUGUUGGUGAAACGGGCAAACGCCUCUGCACAAGAUUGCACGAGCACCAGCUUGCAGUCAACCGCGAGGAUAAGCUGUCACUGGUAUAUGGCCACAUACAACAGGAGAAGCACAGUUUCGCCUUUGGGGAGGCGAGCGUCAUCGACCGAGCGAGCGACAAGAUGGCCAGACUGGUUCUCGAAAGUUGGUCCUCAGUUGACACAAUAAACAGAGCCAUUGAUCUUCAUCCGGCCUACCAGGCCCUUCGUACGAGGCUCCAGUCAGCUCGGACGGGGCCGACAGCACUGGCGAACAAAUCGCGGCUCUCUCAACAGUUGUCACCUUCCCAGCAGGGGGAGAGAGCCAGCCGGGUGUCAGACGACCGACGCGAGAUAUCGACCCACCGACGCGCCCAAACAGCCGACCCCGAUUCUUACAUGCAACGGCAGCUGAUCAGCCCGUCAAAUUAUGGGGGGAGGGCCCAAGGGCACACGGACCUAGCAGCGACAACACCGGCCGGGCAGGGGGCAGAGGUCACACCAGCGCCCCAGCGGUCGGCCACGGAGAGACCUAAGCCAAUCCCCCGCCAGCAGGCAGGUCAGAGUUCAUGUAGCAGGCAUGCCUAUAACACGAGACAGGCGGCGAGACAGAACAACUCUGAGCUAGCAGGAACAAACACCCUACCACUACUCUGAUGAUGGAAACGAGGAAGUUUCCGAAACGUCAGCACCAAUACAGUGUGGUCCAUGGCAUCGCCUCUUUUUCUUCUUCGUCUUCUUUUGGGGAUGAUGAACGGGAUAUACAUAUAUAUAUAUGUACAAAAAUAACCUGUCUUGUACUCUUUCGGUAGUAAAUUUUGCCAUAUUUAAAGCUUAUACUUACGUAACGGGCAUUUUACGGUUAUAAAAACCCUUUCAAGUUCCUGAAUAAAUCUGAACCCGACCCGCUACUAAACUCGUAUUCAGGAUUUCCCGCCUGCAAUAAGAAUAUUUUACCUAUCAGAAAAACCAUACACUUUAUAGACUAUAAGGAGAACGUCACACAUUGCUCAAAAAGACAUACGACGGGUGUAAACCGUGUUGUAUACUUCAUAAGCAGUAUUAAUGGGUGAAUAGACACGAUGCUUAAUAAAUCGACGUCUCUUAUUUUAAAACAUAUCAUAAUUAGAAGCAUUUUCAAACUAAAAACUAUCGUUUAGGCAUGAAACCCGAUGCAGACAUAGCUUUCUGCCACAGAAAAUAAUAUUUUUGCCUUUGCGUAUAUCCAAAUGCGCAACGGCGUCGAAAAUCAUUUGGAAAAGUCAAUACCAUAUAAGAAGUCCUUUUUUACAGACUCCAUUAAGUAUAUCCGAAUGCGCAACGGCGUCAAAAAUCAUUUGGAAAAAUCAAUACCAUAUAAGAAGUCCUUUUUACAGACUCCAUUUUUUGCAGUCUGAAUGGAGUGCUCUCGAGAGCAGGCGUCCCGACCUAAUUAAAUUAUCUUGGGAUUUGGUUUUACAGGACUUCAUGCUACAACCCAACUUUAGUUGUAUUUCGGAUUAAGAGUUGACUUGAGAAUUUCGAUCACCAUUUCAUAAGUUUCUAAAUUAUUGCAUCUCUAUGAUAAGCGACCCGCUGACGCGACAAUAUGGUGUAAUCUGCGGUCUAGUGACACAAUAUUCAUCAGCCGUGCCAUGUAGAAUCUACCGUAAAAAGGAGGGAAGACUACCUUAGCACUCCCCGCUGCACAUGCCAAAUGUAUGCUGCGAGGCAGGACACAUCUCAUCGGAGGCUAAUAUUGCUGUUGUGCCCUGUUUGGAGCUGCAGUCACCUCUCACAGAAAGGUCAUGCGCAGGGAAAAAUCGGCCGAUGUUUGUAGGAUCCCAUGCCGCAAGUCCCCCUUCCAGGAUAGAGUUCUGGCUACAAAAAGAGCUCAAUUUACAACGGCAGAAACACAAACUCGCGGUUUUUGGGGGUGAGUCAAUGACCCAAACGACUGCUCGUAAAAUAAAUGUACUCAUGUGCCUUCAUGUGUUGCCACUCGGAAGGUGGCGCGUAACUGUAGCAUAACAGGUCGGAACUGCCGGGGGGGGGGCUUUGAUCCCUGAUGGCAGAGGCAUAAACCGGCCUAUCAAGCGCUGCUUGCCGAGGAUUCACUACCCCAUGGGCGUAACCCCGUUGCCUGCCAGGGAUGUAUGAAUUUGAUAGGGUGUAGAUUCCUACAAAAUAGUCCACUGUUACCACCUCUCUGAUCAAGCGUAGGAAGUGCUGUUAGCCAGGCAGCCUAGUUUACAGGACAUAAGUUAACUUUUAAAAUUUCUUCCUUAAGGAAAGACGUCAAUUAAUUGCGAAGGGGAUAGGACGCAGGCAACUUGCCAUCAAGGAAUAUCAAACCCGGUUCUGGUAACAAGAGAGUAGUGGUAGGCUGGAGAAAUCAGAGGAAUAUUCCACCCUGUUGCCGGUAGGUUUCAACUGCCCCGGUUCAGCUUUUGAUCAUCCGACGCGUUUGUACAUUUUGUGAAUGCUGUCCGGUUCACCUUGAUUCCAUUUGCGGAUCGAGGGCGUCAUUCGCCUGAAGUUUCGGAUUCACAUUCGAUCCAUUAUCAUAGAAGGGACCAGAUAGAUUUGAUUUACACAAGUGCUGCAUCUAGUAAAUAUGUGGAUGAAUGUGCUGGUAGUUCGCGUUUCUUCUUCCCCGAUUCAACUUCAUGUACAAUUCUUGUUCAUUUAUAUCAUUUUACAUUCUUUGCGCAACCUUCGUCGGUAAAAUAAACAUAUUCAUAAGAUAAUACCUUUGUGGCCGAGAUAAAGUUCAUAUUCAUCCAUUAGCAGUUUAUUCUUACUCUUGCAGAAUAUACCGUAUCUCCUACCUUGCUUAAGGACCUCAAAACCGGCCACUGCUCAAAUCAAGCUUCCUCUGUAAGGUUGUCCUGUCAGCUGUUAAACCCUCGACUGGCCUACCUAAUUGGGACUUUAAAGAAUUUUUUUAGUUGUACUCUAACCAUAAUGGAGGAGUCGAAUUUUUGGAAGUUAUGAGUGGCUUUCAUAUGACGUCUGAUAUUCUCAUUGAUGAAUUCUAUGCUCCAGUAGUUUUCCUUUUAAAGAUUUUCCUACAGCACUUUGCGUAAAAUCAUUGAAUGGUCUUAUUUCCAUUAUGUCAGUAAGCAAAGUAGAAGUCUACCAACAUUUCUCAAAAACUUCUCUUUUAUGAAUGAUUUUCUCAUUCCUCUGGCCAACCACAGAAAUCCCUUCAUCAAUAUUUUGAGCUGUCUUAAAAGUUCACAAUGGGGAGAAUCCUGUUGAAAAAAUCCAUCGUUCAAACAACAAGUGUUAUGACUCAGCACACUUUGGUAACCUUAAAGUUCUUCUCUUUCAUUGAGUCAGUCAUUUGGUUGUUCAGUCUGAAUUAUCUAAUAUUCAUUGUACUUGGUGACGGCGGCUUGCUUUUUCACUUAAAUGACGCCAAUGUUGUAAAACAAACAGAAAAUCUGUUUUGCCGACGUAACGCACUGUUAAGGAAAUUCCUACAAACCAGCUUUCUGCCCUUAAAACCGUAUUCAGACUUUCAGUAACCCUGUUUACAGGAGUGCCGUCAAUCGAUCGCGAUUUUUAACACCACGUUCGUUCUUCGGUUGCAGAAAGCCUGCUUUUUAGGAAUUUUAAAUUGGCGAAUAUUCCUUGGACGGCACCAUGCCAACAGGCAACCAAUGAAAUACCGUGUGCAUUCGAUGAUCUCAGAAAGAUCUUUCGGUAGAAUAAAGACGUUCAAUUUUUAGGUCUCUUUCUGUUUUUUUUUUAAUUUUUCUUUUCACUCACUGUUAUAGAACUCAGCUUUCAUAUGCUCCUGUCUGAAUACAUCAAGAAAUACAACUCGUAUUUUUUCGUUAUAGCACUGUGUUCUGCCGGUGGCCAUUCUACAUUCUCAACUGCGGAUUGAGCCGUAUCAAGAUCGCAGUUAAAUGGAAUAAGUUUGGAACGUCCUCGAAGGAUUUGGAGGGUUCUUGCUCUCUAACGGGAAAUCAUAACGAACGAAAAUUCAUUCUUUGUAGCCCGCUGAACUCUUCACUGUGAUUUGCAUUCCCUGUUUUUCUUUCAGAUAUCGCAUUAACACGCAGCAUCCUCAUUUAGAGUUAAGAAAUUUUAUUAGCAAUCUCGAAGCUUUUAAUAUUUACGCUCCAAGUUUUAGAGAGUGGAAUUUAAACCAAAGACACCAAAGCAUUUGCCCGAGUUACACAAGGACAGCCAACCAGAUAGGCAAGAUAGGAUACCUUCUUUUCUCAACUUCAUUUGUUGCCAACGACACACUUUAUUCACCCCUUUUCAUGGAUUAUGCAAAAAGCAUGCACUUUAAUGUGCUUUCUUAACUUUUUGGUCAUGCAACACUCUACUUUCAGCUGUUCUUAUUGUUUAAAAUAAAGAUUUGUGAAAAUACCGUAAAAAUCAAUGGUAUAUCUGCGACCAAGCUUUAUCGUUUGCACUAAAAUUAUCAGAAUUUUGGUCGAAUGAGUCAGCCAGACACAAACGUGGGGUGUUGAUAUGGAAAUCUGGGACACUUUAAGAUAUAAGAACAUAUUACAGUAAUCCUACUGGAAUUUGCCUCCCUGAUAAACCUAAACUGAACACCCGCAAUUGAGAAAGGGUGGGAGUCUGAGCAAGUAAAAGACUGAGAAACUGUAGCGACCGAAAUUCGGAAGACAAGGGCGCUAACACGUAAAUAUCAGCUAUGCCCAGUUAAACAGCGGUACAUGGAGUUAAUCUGAUAACCCGAGGAUGAAGAGGGGGAUAAGUGUGCAGAGCAGAUAAAAUUGAUAAAAUAUGAAAAAAUGGCCAAAAGAUCAAAACGUGUGGAGUGGAACGUAAAACCAGACAGUUUUGGUUAUUUAACAUUUAAACCGAGACGCCGACGUGAAAACCAUGGAAGCGGUGCGGUGGCAUGUUGAAGUGAGGAACGUUUUGCGUUACAACGUAUGCUACUCCCUAUAUUUAAUUAAAAUCACCCUAUAACGUCUUUGUUAACUGUCUCCGUCGGACGUACACAUGCGAACCAGUGAAUUCUGACUGAAGCAUAAACUUUGUUUACGUAUUGUUUGGCCCAUUUCAGUACCACGCAAUGAUUAUUUCACGAUUUUGACACGGUAUACAUACACUGACACAUUCAUACACUUUCGUGUUAUUAAUUACCUACCCUUCUUUCAAACUUGCUUUGCGUAUUUCUUUUUGUGAAAUAAAUAAUAAUUAAUAAGGAAUUCAAAGGCGUUCGCCUAACUUUCCCUUAAUAAACUGAACUGAACUGAGCGACCCAGAAGGUGGACACACACCUAACAGAACCCUAACACCCCCGGCUCCCGUUUGUGGUAGAUAUGCUUCUACAGCAGUUUUUAUCAGAGGUCCGUGACAGCUUUUCCCCACAACUCAUUCCGGAGUCUGGCAUGUUGCGAAGAACACAUUUAAAGAAGAAGAUCAGGAAGAUGAAGAAGAAGAAGAAGAAAAAGAUGAUGAUGAUGAUGAUGAUGAUGAUGAUGAUGAUGAUGAUGAUGAUGAUGAUGAUGAUGAUGAUGAUGAUGAUGAUGAUGAUGAUGAUGAUGAUGAUGAUGAUGAUGAUGAUGAUGAUGAUGAUGAUGAUGAUGAUGAUGGAGAGGAAGAUGGUGGUGGUGGUGAUGAUGAUGAUGAGGAGGAGGGGGGAGAGUAUGAAGAAAAAGAAGAUGAAGAUGAAGAUGAAGAAGAGGCAGAAGAAGAAGAAGAAGUAGUAGUAGUAGUAGUAGUAGUAGUAGUAGUAGUAGAUGGGGGUCGAGCACGGGGACAUUUUGUUUAUUUUUCUGAGCUUUCGAACUCGUGCAGGAACCCGUCGUCAGAUAUAGUAGCAGCAACAAAACAAGCAACUGUUAUAGGGUCUGUUAGCCAAUCACCGACUGGCGGUGAAAGACUAAGGUUGACUGCGCAGGGCUCUGUACGCCGGCGCCAGAUCGAUAAAUCGAUCGACUGAGUUCUCAUCCGGGGCCCAGGCUUCAAUCAUUUCUCGGCCUCUUUUGUUUUCGGCGUGGGCGGCCACCUAAAAUAAUGCGUUACCUCGUCGCACAGCCGCUGCUCGACCCCUCCCCCUCUUCUUCUUCAUUUAUGCACACACCUGAAAUUUAAACCUUCCCCUUCAUUCGUGAACAAUACAUCUGUUGAAGUUGUAUACCCGAUGCUUUAAUAGUCCCCGAAGAUCGUGCGCAUGACUUUGACGUAAAACGUCUAUCGCGCUGGAGUACUUACUUUGCUGUUUGGCCCUUGUUGGUUUAUCUCUCCAUUUCAAGCGCGAAACCGAACUGGGGUGAACGAGGCCAUCCCCCAGUCCGGGAGGAGGGGGGGGGGAGGGGAAGUUCAUCUUCCAUUCUCAGUCCAACGGGUUAAUCAUACUGUAAGUUUUUGCGCUCAUAUGACGCUGGUACGUUUCUUAAGUAGGUCAUCCUGUAGAAAUAAUCGCAUAGGUAAACUACUUUCGGUUAUUUGUUUUUGGAAGACGGGUCUGGACUGGGUCAUCUGUUAAAAACCCUGGCGCUGAUCUUGUCAUAUGGACGAGGACGGAUGGGGUCAAACAGCAACUUCGGCGACUGGCAGUUGAAACUUCACCUAUCUCACCACUCUCCUUUUUAAAUGAAUAACAGGAAAUAAUCUGGUGGCGCGCUCGUUUCUAUAGGGACAUCCACGCUAGGGAUGCACCCACGUUAGAUGCAAUGCGAAAACUUACGGUAAUAUUAAUUCCCAGCGUUAGCAGUAAAAAAUAAACGAACCGCGAACUAGUAGGGCUUAAUAGUUGAAGUCUAUUCUGCCUUUUUCUAGGCAUAUAUUAGGACUGCGCCAAAUAACCUUAGGGUCUACUUAUGAACCCCUUCCAGAACUUUAUAUUAUGUCCGCGGCUUUCAGCCAACACUGAAGAGCGAGCUUUGGAUGGCGGAACAAACGUCCUGCAUGGUAUCUCAAUGUUUAGCUCGGUCGCAUGCGGAAUAGCUUGCGAAUAGAGUGACGCCUUCAUCAGUUGACCGGAUCUUGUAAGUUUGCUUGUGACGAUGGGAGUACAGGUGAAACGAUGAAUCCUUGGUUUGUAGAUGACCGGCUUUACGAACUAAAUUCGUCGAUUGACGCUAUGUACGCAUUUACUUAUAGAUCCCUCCUUGGGGACGCAAAGCAUUUCAAACUCAACUAUCAUAAAGUCUUCCGACUUUCCCUGGUUGCUUUAGCAACUGUUCUCAGCCUAAAGUUCCGACAAAUUCUUUCUUGAGACGUGGACCAAAUGCAUCAAUCUUCCACGUUUCAAGUCAGUGUUGCGGAAGUUAAUAACUACGGUGGUGUGCAUAAAAUUCCAUCGUUAGCUAAACACCUCGGAAAACGUACGUUUUAAUCACAUUUCUGAUUUUGAUCAGACUAAUCAGUUUCUGAGCACGCUACGCAUGCAAUUUAACCUAAAAACUCUUGCAUGCGUGUCUUCUUGUCUUUUUCCACCUUAUCGUUACUGUCCUAAAUGAGCUGCGGUUAGCGGAAGUCACCUAAAGUAGGUGUGCGAACUCAUGAAAUGUCAACCGAAAUUUCGAAAUGCGUUCUCGUUUCGAAAAGAUUAAUUAAGCAUGAUUGUAAAACUAAUUACCGUUCAGCAUAAUUCUAUAAAGAUCCAGUUACCGGAGGCUGCCGGCUAUAGAACGAACUUAUUUUCGGCUGCAUGAAAAAACAGCACUUUGCCAAAAAUGACUACUAAAGUAACAUAUGACUUUCUCAUAGAUGUUUAAUGCCCUUAAAAGUUCAAUUAUAUUUCAUAAAAAAUGCAUAAAAAUACUCAUCCUUUUAGUUAUUCGGUAGAAAAUAACGUCUUCUUUCAAUUUUUUUACUCGAAUGUAGAGUAUGAUUUGGUUUAGGAAAAGUUUCUCUUUGUGAGAUUUUUUUAAUGCCGUGAAAUGGCCGUUCGUAAAAAGUCAUGUAUCAACAUUUGCCGAUGUGGCUUAUAAAGUUAACUUUAUUGCUCAGAUUUACUGUUUAAUUUUAUGAACCCCAUCUAGUCUCUUCCUAAUAGCGUAGAGAAAUGCAUGGUCUUCCGUACACGGAAAAUAUACGUCUUGUAGUUUUAAAACCCUGAAACCCAGCAGGUUGAAUUCAAAAUUAUUCGAUAAUUAGGAACGCUUAUUUUGAAGCCGAACUAUACUCUUCUUUCGAAUAUAAAAUGAGAAGGAAACGUUAUUUUCUACCGAAUAAGUAAAAGAAUGAAUAUUCUUAUACAUUUUUUGCGAAAUAUGAUUUUACUUUUAAGGGCAUCAAAAAUCUAUGAGAAAAUUGCAUGUAACUUAGAUAGUCAUUUUUGGAAAAAUGUUGUUUUUGCAUACAGGCGGAAAUAAGUUCAUUCUAACGCCGGCAGCCUGCGGUAACUGGAUCAUUAUAGAAUAUGGCUGGACGGUAAUUAGUUUUACAACCAUACGUUAUUUAUUUUUUUCGAAAUGGGAUCGCAUUUUAAAAAUUCGGUUAGCAUUUUUUGAGUUAGCCCACCUACCGAACUUUGGCCUUCAUAAAACCUUCGGCAAGUUACCGUGUAAACGUUUUUUAGUACAACUGCAAGCCCUCGGCACCCAGAUACCCCCUCUCUGACCUUACUAGUUCCUGAUUGUCCAGCCGCUGUUAGUCACUGUUUGUAAUUGCUACUGAAAACCUCAACUGAGCACAAGUGCCGUUCUUUAGUGCACAGUUCCGAGUUUGUAGCCCUUCCUCCCUUGCUCUUAUGACAUGUCCGCAGUAGUCGGGAAUUCGCUAAAGUUAGUUUGGCGAUGGCCUCAAAUCUGCUUAUUCAUUUUCAAGGGACAAUGGAAAUGUUUACGCUGCAAAAAUCAUCUUCGAUCUUCAUUACCUAUGGAUAUUGAUUUCUACUUGGCGGACGGAAAAUUCUUCUCCCAACUAUAGUUUCAUAUCUUUUGACCCCGCCAAACUUUCUGUAGACCGUAUUCCCACGAACGCUGUCCAGAUAUGUGAUUCCAUAUCGCAGACAUUUGUCUCCAACCGAUAAUACACGUCUCGUCUUUGCCGUCCUGGAGUACUGGUGCUUUAUCUCCAGGUAA
This is a messenger RNA of Spirometra erinaceieuropaei, 9113 nucleotides long. The record is from the annotation of a GenBank genome assembly. NCBI's taxonomy places the organism in Eukaryota, Metazoa, Platyhelminthes, Cestoda, Diphyllobothriidea, Diphyllobothriidae.